UGGUUAGUUUUGGGAAGUAAGGCGCGCUCAUUGGUUGCUACAUUUGUUGUUUCCGCUAUACGUAAUCCCAUGUUUUCAUCGCGUCUUGGAAAGAGCUCUGGUUAGUUAGCGGAAUUCAAGCACAACGCACCUGGAUACACAGCGGUCAAUGAUGGCGUCCGACUCCCCGCGCAGGCCGAGCCGCUGUGCUGGAGGGGUUGUUGUUCGAGCCCAGGCUGCUACGGAGCAGUCUUACAUGGAAAGUGUAGUGACUUUUUUGCAAGAUGUGGUCCCUCAGGCCUACACUGGGACACCUCCUACAGAUGAAAAAGAAAAGAUCAUUUGGGUUCGGUUUGAAAAAGCAGACGUCAAUGACGUGGCCCGCUCGCCAGAGUUCCUGGAGAUGCAUGGCAGUGGUGUGGACCCGCCUCUUUGUCUGAUGAUUGGCUAUGCAGACGGAAUGCAAAUCUGGAGUGUAUCACUGACUGGAGAAGCUCAGGAGCUCUUCUCUGUGCGGCACGGUCCAGUGCGAGCUGCUCGUAUCCUCCCAGCCCCUCAUAUCAGUCCCCUGAACACUGACAGCUUUGCCGAGAAACGGCCCCUCCUCGGUGUUUGCAAGAGCGCAGGCUCCUCGGGGACCAGCCCUCCAUACUGCUGCGUAGACCUGUAUUCUCUAAGGACGGGAGAGAUGGUCAAGUCAAUUCAGUUUAAAACCCCUAUUUAUGAUCUACACUGCAACAAAAGAAUUCUUGUCGUUAGUCUUCAAGAAAAGAUUGCCGCCUUUGACAGCUGCACUUUUACGAAAAAAUUCUUUGUCACUAGCUGCUAUCCUUGUCCUGGUCCCAAUCUCAACCCAAUAGCAUUAGGAAGCCGGUGGCUGGCCUACGCUGAGAACAAGCUGAUCCGGUGUCAUCAGUCCCGUGGCGGGGCAUGUGGAGAUAACUCCCAGUCCUACACUGCCACUGUCAUCAGUGCUGCAAAAACACUAAAGACAGGGCUGACUAUGGUGGGUAAAGUAGUCACCCAGCUUACAGGCACACUGCCCUCUGGAGCACCUGAUGAAGAGAGCGCGGCCCACAGCAGCACCCGCCGCAGCCCUCACCAACCCGGUGUGGUUACUGUCAUAGACACACACACUGUGGGAGAGGGACAGGUACUUGUAAGUGAAGACUCUGAUGGAGAGGGAGUGGUCGCUCAUUUUCCAGCUCAUGAUAAACCCAUAUCCUGUAUGGCAUUCAACCCGAGUGGUAUGUUGCUGGUGACUGCUGACACAUUAGGGCAUGAUUUUCAUGUGUUUCAAAUCCUCACUCACCCGUGGGCAUCGUCGCAGAGUGCGGUUCAUCACCUGUACACCCUGCACAGAGGAGAAACUGAGGCCAAGGUGCAGGACAUCUGCUUCAGUCCUGACUGCCGCUGGGUGGUGGUCAGCACGCUGCGUGGCACCUCACACGUCUUCCCCAUUAACCCGUAUGGUGGUGCACCAUGUGCCCGCACACACCUGUCCCCACGUGUUGUGAACCGCGUGAGCCGCUUUCAGAAGAGCGCAGGCCUCGAGGAAAUCGAGCAGGAGCUGAACAGCAAGCAGGGCGGCCGCUGCAGCCCCAUCGCCGGCCUUUCCAGCAGCCCCUCCGGCUCUCCUCUACACGCCAAACUUACCAACCAAGAGUCCUAUAACAACUUCACCAACAACAACAUGGGGAAUCCGCGGCUGUCCCCUCUGCCAAGCCUAACGGUGGUGCUGCCGCUGGCUCAGAUUAAACAGCCCAUGACUCUGGGCACCAUCACUAAGCGCACAGGACCCUACCUCUUUGGGGCAGGAUGUUUUUCCAUUAAAACUCCAUGUAAAGCCAAGCCACCUCCCCAGAUCUCUCCUAGCAAGUCUAUUGGAGGGGAGUUCUGUGUAGCUGCCGUGUUUGCAUCUUCACGCUCUUGGUUCAUCACCAACCCUAACAUGAAGAGAGAAAAAGAUCAGUCUCGCCAGGCCGUGGUUGACUCUCUCUACAUCGCAAGCUGCUAUGGUAAUCUGGUUGAGCAUGUGCUGGAGCCUCGGCCAAUCAGCACAGCACAGAAGAUAGGUGAUGACACACCUCUGGAGUUAAACACCUGCCCCAGGGCAUGCUGGACUCUGGCCAGAACGCCGCAGUGGAAUGAGCUGCAACCUCCUUUCAGCAGCAGCCACCCCUUGGUGCAGGCCUCAGACUUGGUGCAGUACUAUCAGUACCUCCUGGCUGGCUUGUUGCCUCCAGGAAGCCCGGGGCCCAUCACCAGGCAGGGUUCCUAUGACAGCCUGGCCUCGGACCACAGCAGCCAGGAGGAUGAGGAGUGGCUCUCUCAGGUGGAGAUAGUGACACACACUGGCCCUCACAGGCGGUUGUGGAUGGGUCCUCAGUUCCAGUUUAAGACCAUUCACCCAUCAGGCCAGACCACGGUCAUCUCCUCCAGCUCGUCUGUGCUGCAGUCCCAGGGGCCCAGUGAUACCCAGCAGCCCCUGCUCGACUUUGAUACUGAUGACUUGGAACUACACAGCCUCAGGAUCCAGCCUGUGCGCUCUGAGCCUAUGACCAUGCCCGGCUCCUCUUGUCUGAUUCCAGAGCGUGUAGGCCAGGCUACAGUCAUCGAUACCGGCUCAGGCACAUUUGACCACAGUGUGACCCUGCUGGAGGUGUGUGGCAGCUGGCCCGAGAGUUUUGGCUUGCGUCACAUGUCCUCUGUGGAUGCCACAGAUGAGGGCUUGAGGGAGAGGCUUGCUGAAGCCAUGUCUGAAUCACCCAGCAGAGACAUUGUAGGCUCUGGAACAGCAGAACUGCAGAGAGAAGGCAGUAUCGAGACGCUGAGUAACAGCUCGGGCUCCACAAGUGGCAGCAUUCCUCGUAACUUUGAAGGUUACCGCUCUCCUCUGCCCACCAACGAGAGCCAGCCGCUCAGCCUUUACCCCACAGCUUUCCCCUAGAGCAGCUUCUCCUCAGUGACAAGUCUCACCUUUCCAUCCCAUCACAGGGAACUGCUUCCCUUCCUCCGUCCGGAUGGAUGUUGUGGUGUGCAAUGUUGACUUCUCCUUCCACCCAACCAACCGUCGAGUGAAGAGCAGUGAAAAUCCUUUCACAUCAGGCUGGAAAUGGAGACGAGACCUGCAUGCAGGCUUUCAGUAAAUGUGCCACUUGAUUCUUAUUUGUGUAACAAACAUGUUGUCUUAUGUGAUGUGUUGGUGUGUGUGUGUCUGUGUAUGUGUGUGAGUGAGUGAGUGAGAGAGAGAGAGCGAGAGACAGAGAGACAGAGAGAGGAAAGUUUAGCUUCUGCAAGUGAUUCAUCUUGUGUAAAGACUGUCACAGCUGCCAUUUUGUCCCUCUCUCAAAUACAUGACAUUCAAUAGUUCAAAAAUGUCUUGUGUGCAGUAGAGACAUGUUCAUGCCAAUAUAUCAUGGGGCAUUGGUGUGUAUUCAUGCCGUAACUUCAUGUGUGUGUUUGUUAUUCAACAUGUUGUAUGUGUCUUGAUUCCCUCUCAGUCAAAAAUUUGGACAUGUUAGGUUGAAUAUGUAUUUUCAUUUGGCUUAACAUUUCAAUAAAGGCUUAUAGUUGAAAUUUGUUUCUAUGAUAAAUGUAAAUAGUGAAGUUAAUGCCCGUGUAAAAAUGUAGUUCUGAAUCAAGCUGUAAUUUUAAUAAGUUGUUUUUGUUUUUUGUUUUUUUUAAUUAAAUAUUUUUCCCAUAAACAUAGUUUUCAUUUAGAACAAAAGCUCAGCCUAUUGGAAAAUUUUAAGAAAAGCCUCCUGGCUGUGUAGCUCCCUCAUGAAGAUACCAGGAGUGUGCACAUCAAGCUUCAUCAGAAAUACAGAAUUUCAAAUGUAAAAUCAUGGAAUCUUUUAACUUUUAACUUUUCCUGAUCACUGCAUAAUUCCAUAUGUGUUAUUUCAUUGUGUUACUAUCUGCAUUAUUAGAAGUAGAAAAUAAUAAACCUGUAGAAAAGGUGUGUCCAAGCAUUUGACUGCUCGUGUACAUUUAAGAGGGAGAUCAGGACGCAUUGCAUUUUAUGCAAACUUUCUUUGACUUGUUGCUCAAUCUUAAUUUUGCCUUUGUAUUAUGUAUAAUUAUACUAUUUACAUUAAAUGUCAUUUUAUGAUCAUACAAAAUCAUACAAGCAUUACAUUUAUAUCUCAUAAGACAAAAAAUAUUUUCAAUCUAUUUUAGUAUUUUAUAUAAUUACUUGAGGAGAAAGAAAUAUAACUAAUUUGUUUUUUCCUUCUUUUUUUCUUCUUUACGAUUACUAUUAGUGAUUGUGAAUGUUGACUAAUACUGCUAUUAAUGUUAUAUUGUUACAUUCAGUUUCUCUGUAUAUUUGAUUCUGUGUUCCGUUAUGUCCAGGAAUGGAUUGUAUUUUUUUGUUUGUUUGUUUGUUUGUUUUGUUUGUUUUGGGGGGUUUUGGGGGGG
Molecule: messenger RNA, 4401 nt
Organism: Pangasianodon hypophthalmus (striped catfish)
Lineage: Eukaryota; Metazoa; Chordata; Actinopteri; Siluriformes; Pangasiidae
Gene: bcas3
Product: BCAS3 microtubule associated cell migration factor
Exons: 25
Coding region: 149-2929 (926 amino acids)
Biological process (GO): autophagy; response to starvation
Cellular component (GO): cytoplasm
Molecular function (GO): protein binding
Source: RefSeq, a predicted model, not a curated record